AAGUAUUUGUGUCUAAGUAUAAACUAAGUGACUGCAUACACUGAUCACGUUCAAACCGCUUAUCAAAAAGACUAAGAGUAACAUAAUUGGUAUAUAUGGACACGAACACUGGUGACUUUAGCACAAUCUGUUGGGACUGAAAGAGAAACCAUGUCGUUGACGGGCCUAAUUACACUCGGUGUGCUUCUUGCAAAUGUUUUCGGAAAUAAACCAUCUGAUAAUAUCGAUGAUCGAGUGGAAAAGCUUGAGAUGCUGCUUCAAACUAUGAACGAACAAAUGAAUAAUGCUAGAAUUGAAAUGGAAGCACAAUUAAAUAAUGAACACCGUGCUCGAAUUGAAUUGGAAAACAAACUUGCCACCGCAGAAAGACGGAUCAGCUCUCGGCAACUGGUUCAGGACCCAGAAAUUGCGUUCUUUGCCUACCUUUCAACAACAGUACACUUAUCAAUGGGUCAGACAAUCGUGUUCGACAAAGUUGUUACAAACAUCGAUUCUACGCAUUCCCUUGGUGGUUAUAGCCCUGUCACCGGAGUGUUCACGGCACCAGUCGAUGGUAUUUACGUGUUUUCUGCAACACUGGUGGAACACGAAGGCUCUGUUUCCUCCUACGUAAUAUUUCAUGAAAAUAGGCGGAUAGUAAAGCUAUCUUUGAAUUCCGUAUCACAUUGGUGGUAUUCUGCUUCCGUUCAGGCUGUGCUUUCCUUAUUGAAGGGAGAAACAGUGACCGUUCGAGAUGAUAUGAACGGCGACCACUACCUGGAAGGUGCUAAUUAUCCGAUGGGACAGACCAUGUUCUCUGGAUUUCUUUUAAAACAGAAUCAUGCUGUUGCCCCAAUUAUUGGGUAAACAUAUUGUUGAUUUAUUUGUAAACAACAUACAAUUAAUAAAACAAAUCAAUUCAGUGUUAAA
This is a messenger RNA of Dreissena polymorpha, 909 nucleotides long. RefSeq names its product complement C1q tumor necrosis factor-related protein 3-like. Bases 151 to 846 code for a protein of 231 amino acids. NCBI's taxonomy places the organism in Eukaryota, Metazoa, Mollusca, Bivalvia, Myida, Dreissenidae. The record is from RefSeq and is a predicted model, not a curated record. Gene Ontology annotation, molecular function: protein binding. The transcript has 2 exons.